GAUUUAUUGAUUUUCCUACUCCUCCUCUCCCCAUGAAAAUGCCGCUGAAAUACGUCAAGAGUCAGAAAGGCAGGGAUCAGCUGCUUCACGAAGGGUACCUGUAUCAGAAGGAGCGGGAGAGCAAGAGCAAGAUGGUCUGGAAAUGCGCCGACUACCACAAGUCCCGUUGCCCGGGGAAGGCCCACACACGCAACGGCAAGCUGGUACACUCCUUGCCACACGAUCACCCUCCUCCUGCCAAGACAACCAGCAUAGAUCCCGAGACGUGUGGCACGAAGAAAAAGCCCUCCUCCAGCCAAAAGCCCGUCCGCAAAGGGUCCGUGCCAAGCUGCCAGGCGUCACCAGAGGUGCCCGCUUCCCACAAGCCGCGCAUCCAGAACAAUCCAAAGCUAACCAUCCAGCUCUUGAGAGCACGUCUGAACGCAGCCCGCCGAGUCGUGUCGGACUUGCAGCAGGUGUCUUCUGCUGUCGCUGAGACGGUUCCUGUAGAUCCGUCUUCGCCAGCUUCUCUGGACUUGCCUGAGCGCUCGGGUGCAUUUGAGGACGCAAGAUCCAAGGCUGCCCCUGCUCUGGACAACAGCAAAAAUGCAUCCCAUUUGUUCGCAACCCGGUCCAGUCGGGAAGCUGCUCGCCAGAGGUUCCGCUUGGGCCCUGUCCCACCUGCAGAAACCCCCCAGGAGAUUCUGUCCUGGCUGAGCAAGGCGGCUGAGCGAUGGCUGUGUCCUCAGCAGCACAGCAAGGACCAGAUUGUGGACAUGGUUGUCCUGGAACAGUUCCUGAACAUGUUCCCUGGGAACGUGCAGGCAUGUGUGAGAGCCAGGGAGCCAGGCAGCAGCAAGGAAGCACUUCAGCUGGUCGAGAGCUAUUUCAAAGAAGAGGAGCCAGCUAACGCUGUUCAGGGCCUGGUAACCUUUGAAGAUGUAUCUGUGCGUUUCACGGAGGAAGAAUGGGCUCUGCUGGGCCACAGAGAGAAAACCCUUUACUGGAAUGUAAUGCAGGAGAAUUACGAUAACGUGGCCUGGAUAGCAGGUGAUGGGACCGAUAGCAAACAGAGAGAGGAGGAUCCUUGGCUGGAAGCGCAUGAAUCGGUGGUGAUGGGAAAAUCCAAGGAGGCUAUUUUGCAGAGUCCUGAACAAGACUUGCUAAGGCAGAGCUGUCUGGAGAGGCAGCAAAAAACCAACUCAGGAAGAGAAAGGGAAAAGGAUGUUCUCUGUUGGAAGAGUUUGCAAAAACUAGACAGUGACAUGGUUCACCUAGAGAUGGAGACAUGUGCUGAUUGUGAGGACUGCGGCGAAUCCUUAUCAGCAUUUAUCAAUACUCAGCAAAGUCCCAGUGAGAAAAGUGCUGAGCCUGUGACUCUCUCUGGGAAGUCACAUGAAUUAUCUGAGAAGAAAAUCCUGCAGAAUAUUCAGGAAAACUUAAUCAAAGAGGACCAGAGCAGUUUGCCAGGGCAACAGGCAAGCCACUCAGGAAAGGGAGAGGAUAGAUCUACUCUUCUUAGAAGCAGCUUGAGGGACCCACUUCAUCUCGACUCUAGGCCAUGUACUGAUUCUGCAGAACUGGAAGAAUCACUAAGACUUGGCAGCAAUCAGAAAAUCCACAGCAGGGAAGAUCCAGACUAUGUGGCACUGUGUGGGGAGUCAUUGGAAAUGUCUGUGGACGAGAUUUCUCAGAUUUCUGCCGAGCAAGACCUGCAGUCCAAGCCUAUGCAGCUUUGCUCAAACCUGAUUCUUGCCGAAGCGAACGAGACGGCCGACUUACAGCACAAACUUGCAGAUGUUUACUCAGAAGUAAGUACCACUGAGUCCAGUGGGGCUCACUCCCAGGGAAGUGGGUGUAGGUUUUCAGAUUCAAUCAGCAAGGACCAGAAUGUUCUGGAGAGCCAUCGCACCAGCAACUCAGGAAAUGAUGACAGACAGGAGAAAUGCCUUCUCUAUGAAAAUGGUCUGAGGGAUCUGUCCAAAGACAUGCUUCAGCUAGAUGCUGAACCAGGACCAGAGAACCAGAAUAUGCGCACUGGUUGUGGGGGUCGAGAUCAAUGCUCCAAGCACAUGGGUAGCCUGGAAAUGGCUCACAGGGAAGACCUAUCUAAAAGUCCCAUGUCCAAUAGGCGGUUCACCCAAAAUUCAGGUCCUGCGGGCCAUACUAGCUGUUCUGAUUCAGGUAAGAAGCCCAGAGACCUCUUGGCUUUAAUGAAACACAGGAGACUUUACAAAAGAGGAAAGUAUUUUCAUGGGGAAAACAUGCACGCCAAGUCUGUUCUUGGAGUGCCUCAAAGAAUCCAGCCAGCCGGAAAACUUCAGAAACGUUUGGACUGGAAAGACAAGGGCUGCUACAGACUUAGCCAACGGAGACUAAGGCAACCCCUCAAAGACCACCUCCAGACUCGCGAAGCGUUGCACCUGACUACAGCGACGAUCGGAACGGCCUCAGGGACCGGAUCUUCCCCGCCAAACCCCCAAAGACUGAAACCCGAGCCAAUAUCUCCCUCCCCUCCCCCUCUCUACAAAAUGGCGGCUGAGCCAACGCUGGCCCAGUUCAUGGCUCUGCUAGAGCAAGUUGCUGCCGACGCUGUGGAGAUAAAGUCUGCAGUCUCCCGCUUGCACACCUCGGUCACUGCCAUCCACAGCGCCCUCGGGAGUCUCUCUGGGUGCUCGGGCGAGGCUGAGCUCAGGAUUUCUGACUUGGAGGACACCUCCCGAAAUACAAAGGCCCAGCUUGUGAAGCAGUGUAACGAUAUUAAAGCUAUCGAGGCCAAACUGAUUGGGAAAGCUGUCCACACCAAUGUCAUUGCAGGGUUGUGGUCAUCGCUGAGGGGUCAGAGAGAGGCAGCCGCCCCUUCAUCGGCCCCCUAACUAAUGUGCAAGGAUGUUUCUGAAGACUUGGCUCAGAGAGAGAUCAAGCACCUAUCAUUCCAAAACUAGGCUUGGAUGCAAUUGGUCCAGACAACCUGUUCACUGCCCACAAAUGUACCACUCCUUUCUGCUGCCUUAGAAAAACCUUUGCAAGCUUUUGACCCUCUGCUGCUUUCAAUAAACCUUUGGUGACCACAGUAAAAAAA
Molecule: messenger RNA, 3061 nt
Organism: Lacerta agilis (Sand lizard)
Lineage: Eukaryota; Metazoa; Chordata; Lepidosauria; Squamata; Lacertidae
Exons: 3
Coding region: 33-2855 (940 amino acids)
Biological process (GO): regulation of DNA-templated transcription
Source: RefSeq, a predicted model, not a curated record